CUCCACACGACAUCGAAUUGCUACUCACCUCCUUACUACGAAAUAUUCUUCACCGGUUACAACAAGAUAACACGCGCUGACAACCUCCACUACCCCGCCAGUCACCAUCACGGCGAGUGCCCAUUGACAGAACGUCAGGAGGACAUCUCAGUCUGGCUGUGGCGACGAGUCACGCGCCACCUCCUCCUGACUGCCAGCGAUACCCGAGACACAUUCGGUGAUAUGCGAGUCGGCAACUUCUGUAACGGAAUCCAGCCUCGGCUGGCGCACCGCCAGCUAGGAGGAGGUGAAGGAGGUGGUGGUGGUGGCCACCAGUAGCAGAGAUGGGCUCCAUUUUCCGCAGCGAGGAGAUGUGCUUGGCCCAGCUGUUCCUGCAGGACGGCACCGCCUACAGCUGCAUGAGCGAGCUGGGAGAGAUGGGUCUGGUGGAGUUCAGAGAUUUGAACGCACAAGUGAGCGCCUUUCAGCGGAAGCACGUGACGGACAUCAGGAGGUGCGAGGACAUGGAGAAAAUUCUCAAUUACAUCGAGAAGGAGAUCACGAAGGCCGGCGUCGCGCUGCCUCUGACGAGCGGGAAUCCUCGCGCUCCUCUGGCCCGUGACUUGCUGCAGAUACAGACGGAGUCGGAGAAGCUCGAGGGGGACCUGCGCGAGGUGAGCCGCAACCAGGACACGCUGCGGCACAACCGCCUCGAGCUGGAGGAGUACUCGCACGUGCUGCGCAUCUCCGAGGCUUUCCGGGACCAGUCCGAGGAGCAAAUUAUCGAGCAGACAUCCAGCGAGUACGAGGAAUUUCCGUCGGUGGAAAAGGAGCCGCUGGUGAACUCUGGGCUUGUGCAGCGCCUGGGAGCCCGACUAAGCUUCAUUGCGGGCGUGGUGCACCCCGGCAAGGUGGCGGCGUUGGAGCGGAUGCUGUGGAGGGCCUGCCGUGGCUACAUGGUGUUCCACCAGAUGCAGAUCCCGGAGCCUCUGGAGGACCCCGACUCGGGCGAGAAUGUGAACUGGUGCGUCAUCCUGGUGUCGUACUGGGGUGAGCAGAUCGGCAAUAAGGUCCGGAUGAUCUGCGAAUGCUACCACUGCCACCUCUACCCGUACCCAGACACGCAGAAGGAGAGGCGAGACUUGCUCAUGGGGCUCUUCACGCGCAUCGAGGACAUAAAAGUGGUGCUGCUGCGCACAGACGAUUACCUGCGCCAGAUGCUGCUCAAGGCGGUGGACAACAUCAGCACCUGGCAGCUCCAGGUGCGCAAGACAAAGGCGAUCUACCACGCGCUCAACCUGUGCCGCUACGACGUCACGAACCGCUGCCUCAUCGCGGAGGUGUGGUGUCCCACGGCGGACCUGGGCAGCCUGCAGGACGUGCUGCGACAAGUCUCCAUCCAGGGCGGCGCGUCGCUGCCAUCAUUCCUGACGCGCAUUCCCACGCGCGAGUCUCCGCCCACGCUGUUGCGCACCAACAAGCUGACGGGCGGCUUCCAGGGCAUCGUGGACGCUUACGGGGUCGGCAGCUACCGCGAGGUCAACCCAGCGCCGUACACCAUCAUCACCUUCCCGUUCCUGUUCGCCGUCAUGUUCGGAGAUUUUGGCCACGGGAUUCUCAUGCUGCUCUUUGCGCUGGCCAUGGUCAUCAUGGAGAAGCGUCUGGCACCCAAGGCCGCUGAGAGCGAGAUCUUCGGCAUAUUCUUCCAGGGUCGCUACAUCGUGCUGCUGAUGGGGCUCUUCUCCAUCUACACGGGGCUCAUCUACAACGACUGCUUCUCCAAGUCGAUCGACCUCUUCUCCUCGUCCUGGAACGUGACGGCCAUGUACUCAUCCGGGCCCUGGACAACGGAGGUCGUGAGGGCGAACAAGCUGCUGAGUCUGGACCCCAAGGUGGAGGGGGUAUUUAGUGGACCCUACCCCUUCGGCAUUGACCCCAUCUGGAACCUGGCCGCCAAUCGCCUCACGUUCCUCAACUCCUACAAGAUGAAGAUGUCCAUCAUUCUGGGCAUGGUGCACAUGACCUUUGGAGUCAUCCUGAGUGUCUUCAACCACCGGUUUUUCCGUCGCCCUCUGGAUAUCUGGCUCGUGUUCAUGCCGGAGAUGGUGUUCAUGCUCUUCCUCUUCGGAUACCUCGUGCUGAUGGUGCUCUACAAGUGGUGCGCGUGGGGUGUGGACGACGCGCAGACCGCUCCCAGCAUCCUCAUCAUCUUCAUCAACAUGUUCCUCUUCCGCCCCUCGUCCCGGGAAAAGGGCGGCCCGGGCCUGCUCUUUGCGGGACAGGAGGGGCUGCAAUACUUCCUGAUGGUGGUGGCCUUGCUGAUGGUUCCUCUGCUGCUGCUGGGGAAGCCCUACGUGCUCUACCGCAAGCACAUGGUGCAGGCUCACCACGGCGCCAACUCGCGUCGAGACGGGAGCUCGCAGCGCAUACGCAGGUACCAAGAGGAGGAGUACAUUCCGCUCAUCAACGAGACGGAUGAUGUGACCGUUUCCAUGUUGAUGCCGGAGGAGGACACCGAACCCGGUGCGGACGCCGGCGCCGACACCGGCGCCGAGAAGUUUGACACCGGCGACACGUUCAUGCACCAGGCGAUCCACACCAUCGAGUACUGCCUGGGCUGCAUCUCCAACACGGCCUCCUACCUGCGCCUGUGGGCCCUGAGCCUCGCCCACGCAGAGCUGUCGGAGGUGCUGUGGAACAUGGUGAUGCGCACCGGACUGAAGCUGCCCAGCUCGGCAGGCGGGCCCCUGCUGGUGCCGGUGUUUGGGUUUUUCGGUUCCCUCACCGUGGUGAUCCUGCUAUUCAUGGAGGGUCUCUCCGCGUUCCUGCACGCCCUGCGCCUCCACUGGGUGGAGUUCCAGAACAAGUUCUACUCUGGCAUGGGGUACAAGUUCGCUCCUUUCUCCUUCGCAACGAUACUGCUGAGAAGCAGACACGCGUGAUGACUCGUCGCUCACUCUGGCAUCGUCAUAGCACCACCCGUUAAACGGGCACCUUCCCUUUUUCACAAAUUCAAAUAUCGCAACAUUUUUAGCGUUGCUUACCCGAGGUCGUUAAUUGUCGAGUGUCGUUGAUUGACGCUUCCAUUCGUUGACCGCCGUAUUUAUGAUCGUUCAGACGUGCAAAGUGAAAGGGCUCCGGCGCAGUGCUGCGGAGAGCGCCCCUUGCGCUGUUUUUGCAGUUAAGUCGAUGGUGGAUGUUGAAAAACGUAGCCCAAAAAUAUUCUUUGUGCCAAAAGUAAUUUUUUUCGGGAAUGGGAUAAUAACAAACUAGGCAGGCAUGAAUAAAAAUAUAUAUUAAAUACGUGUAAACUAUAGUGUCUUGAGUUUUAGAAUAACGAAAUAUAUAUGCAUACAGGUGAUUUGUUUUUAACAAGAUUAUUUAAUUUCCUUUUAUUUUUGGAAGUGCAUUUUCUUGGCUUCCUGAAGCUGUGAAGACGAGGUGCGAGGCGUACCGUUCAGACAUUGAAUCUUGCUCUAUUGACAAAGAAAAUUUGCAAUGUCCACAUGAAGAUCGUUACACGGAAUGUAUACGUAAUACCACGUUUGCAUGCACACAUUGCACACAAGUGGCAUGUGGCAAGCGCUGCUCAGGUGUUCAGCCACUUCUGCAUUGUGCUUAAUACACGCCUGGCAUACAAGGUAAAGGUGCAGCCCUGCACUAUAACGUUCAUGCCACUGCUAGCGGAAGGACCUGUAGAGCCCCUCUAGGAGGUAUCCAGACAUCUUGAAAGAGGUGGGGGUAGCCAUGCUAACCCCACCAAUCGCGACGUGACGAUGGGCCACCUGGCGUGAUUUAACUCGAUGGAAACAUUUAUUGUAAUGGAGGUGUGCUCCAUUCUGAACACUUGAACUUGCCACGUUUUCUCUUCUGUAUUGCAUUGUAUCGAUAAACACCGAGUGUUUGUCUUUUGCCAGGGCAUGAAGAAUACACGGUCCAUGGGGACCCUUACAAAAAUAUGGGGAUUCUGUAGAACGGGCUACAUAUGAAUUUGCUUUUGUUUGCAUGUGUAGAGUAUCUUAAGAUUCUCUGCUGAGGCCGUGACACCAAUUGCAUCAGCCUUGCUAACAGAAAUCCAUAUUGUUUUUAGCAAUACAAGUGAAUGUACCCUGAAGAGUAUGCGGUGACUGACCCGUGUUGGGUCGGCGUGGUAAACUUGUUCGCUCAUUCCUUGGUGUUCACAAAUUGUCGACUUGCCUUAUGACGUUUUGUAAAAAGACCCCCCGAGUACCGAGACCGAUCUCCAAAAACCCGUUGUGGAUUUUUGGAAGCUUGUGACCAGUUGCAUGAAACAGAAUAAUGACUUGCAGGGUUUUCUGCAGAACAACAAAAUGGACUCUACGAAUACUAACUUCAUACCCGUCUUGUUUUCGUAAACUUUGGAAGGGCCAAAAUCAAGACUUGGGAAAUUUACAUCAAAUUAACUGAAAACUAAAGUUUUAAAAUGUCACCUGUCCGAUGCACUCUCGCGUCGUAUCGCGUGUCGUGCGCUGCGACGUCCGACGUUUCGCUCCACGUGCUGAGAGCUCCCUCAGAAGCACACAUCGGCAUGACUAUGCGCAGUCGACGCACUCUGCUACGUUGUGUGAUGGACAUUGCAGCAAGUUUUUGAAGCCACACGCGACUUUUGGAAGGGUUGCCGAGCGGUGGUGAGACCCUGUUUCCAUUGACGUAAAUUAAAUAAUCUUACAGGAAAUGUUCCCUUUGAUAAUGAGGUUGGUGGGUAGGGGGGAGAUCAUAAUUUGUAUUAUCCAAACGGUUACUAUUGCACUUGCAUUCAUGGGACCUGACCACAUAACCCACAUCUCUGGGUCUUGCUUUAACGUCGGAGGUGAGACCGACUUCACGGAAUGGUUUGAUUUCGUGUCGUCCGUUGAAGCGAAUUAAUAAAUGCUAUUCCAUUUACCGGCUUCGGUAAUGA
Molecule: messenger RNA, 4900 nt
Organism: Lethenteron reissneri (Far Eastern brook lamprey)
Lineage: Eukaryota; Metazoa; Chordata; Hyperoartia; Petromyzontiformes; Petromyzontidae
Product: V-type proton ATPase 116 kDa subunit a 2-like
Biological process (GO): vacuolar acidification; proton transmembrane transport
Cellular component (GO): vacuolar proton-transporting V-type ATPase, V0 domain; vacuolar proton-transporting V-type ATPase complex; plasma membrane
Molecular function (GO): proton-transporting ATPase activity, rotational mechanism; ATPase binding
Source: RefSeq, a predicted model, not a curated record